GAGAUGGUUUGCAUGAAGGGCAGGAAGGAAAAAGAGGAGAGGCAGAGGGUUCAAAGCUGAGGAUUUACAUUGCCAUUUUCUUCUGAUUGGGACUUGAAAUUAAUAUCCUUAUCCAUUAUCCAGAGGAAGUAAAAAAGACAGAGAAACAUGGGGUUGGUGGUAGAAAUGGGAGUUAAAAUCAGGAAAUGUGUGACCAUACCAAUCAGAACAAGUUACAGAUUAGCUUGUAAUCAUCCAUUUCUUGUGGCCAUGCUGCUUUUCUUGAUAUGUCUGCACAGAGCAUUUCCUUAUGUGUUUUCUCUUUUGGUGACUGCAUCCCCUGUUUUUGUCUGCUCUGCUGUUCUUCUUGGGACCCUUUUGAUUUUUGGCCAACCCAACAACAUACCAGAAAUUGAAAAGGAACAGAAGAGUAGCCAUGAUAUUGCUUCUCUUAGAACCAGGGUUUCGAGGGAUGGCGUUGUUGUUGUUCAGAGAGAUGGGGGCUUUUCCUUUGAGAGAUUCUCAGGAAAGACAAGGGAGAUUGCAGACAGCAGUGAGGCUGAGGAUUAUGGUGGUUCAGUUGCUUAUGUGCCACUUAUUGAUGAGAGUUUGCAGCACAAUCAGAGUGAGAGGAGAGCGGUUGAGGAUAUGGAAAGAGAAAUAGACAGUAAGGAGUUGGAAAGCCGGAGAAACAUUCAUAAAGAGAAAGUGAGGAACCAAGGCAUGACAAGGGAUGUGGAGGCUUUUGAGAAGCAGCAUUCUUUGGUUCACAAGCUACGACAUGAGAACCGAGAGCCAUUUCGCAAGGGUGAUCACUUGGAGCCUUCUCUAAAUGGCAGUGGUGAUGAUGAGGCUUCAGAUACUGGGUCAGAUGGCGCGGAGAGUUCAUCACCAGAUGCAUCAAUGGCCGACAUCCUUCCCAUUCUUGAUGAGCUACACCCGCUUUUAGACUUAGAAGCUCCACAUCCUGCUCAUAUGUCCCAUGAUGAGUCUGAUGCUGCUCAUAUGUCCCAUGAUGAGUCUGAUGCUGCGUCUAACAAGAGUAAUGAUGGCAGUAAUGAGUCAUAUGAGGAUGUUGUGAACCAGCGUGGAGAAAUAGAAGAAGAUGGGGGUGAUGAGGAAGAAGCACAGGGUGGCAAGGAUGAUGAAAGCAAAUCUGCAAUCAAGUGGACAGAGGAUGACCAAAAGAAUGUCAUGGAUUUGAGGAAUUUGGAGCUUGAGAGGAACCAAUGGUUGGAGACUCUUAUUGCAAGAAGAAGAGCAACAAAAAGCUUCAGUUUAACAGCUGAGAAGAAUCUAAUUGAUUUAGAUAGUUCUGAUCAUCCUUUUAAUGUUACACCACUUUCAACAACAAGGCACAACCCAUUUGAUCCUUCAUAUGAUAGUUCCUAUGAGAGUAUGGGGUUACCACCCAUUCCGGGUUCUGCUCCAUCAAUUUUGUUGCCAAGAAGAAACCCUUUUCAUCUUCCUUAUGAGCCAAAUGAAGAAAAACCUGAUCUCAAGGGAGACCAUUUUGAACAAGGUUUUAUGACAUUUCACCCCAAGGAAACGUUCUUCAGCAGGCAUGAAAGCUUCAGUUUGGGACCAUCGAGCUUCGGGGAUGCCAAGAAAGAGAGGCAAGAUUUUAAGUGGAGACCUGUUUUUGUACCGGAGCAGUUGGGUUCAGAAGGAACAAGCUAUUCCUCUUUACAAAGACAAUCAAGUGAUGUUAGUGAUUCAAAGUUGAGUUCCACUGCUGAUACUGAAUCAGUGAGUUCUGCAGCAGAUAUGGAUGAUAGGAAGUUCAGCGAGCAAGACUUUACUAAAGAAGCAGAAGUGAUCUCCAACAUUUACCAUGCUUAUGAUCUGGUUGGCCAUGGAAGUCAAUCCUCUGAAGAUGUCGAUUCUCUAGAAACGGAAUGCGCUGGAAAAAGGGAAGCUCAACAUGAUGAGCUAGAAAUAAAAUUGGGCAAAGUGGAAAAUCUGGAACCGAGCUUGUCUGGUACAGGAGGGUCUAAUCCUGUGGAAAUAACGAAUGACAUUCGGUCGAAACCAGGACAAUUUAAAGGGGACAACAGCAGUAGGUCAAGCUUGUCAUCAGUGUCAGAAAUUGAUGAAAGAUUUUCAGAUGUUAGGAAAGGUGGAACAAGAAGUUUAGAGCCGAGAGGUGAUCAUGCUGCGGAGUUCGGGAUUUCACCACAACCUCCACUUGAAGAGUCAGAAAGCCAAUUUAUGAGUGGGAUGCUGGAUGACAAUCAACAUAAGGAGCCAAUCUAUGAUUCAAGCCCUCCAGAAUCUGAGAAGAUCCUUUCCUUUGAUUCCAUUUCUUCUGAUAUGCAUGCUGAGAUAUCUAAACUGGUUCCACUUCCGGCAUCAGCUGGAAUGCGUGAUCCGUCUUUAGAGCAGGAUUCUGAUUUGCAUGGUGAGAGCAAAGAGAAGGGUCCUUCAGAGGCAGAUGUCAAUCUCCCUAAGAAUUUGGAUGUGAAGGCAGCUUCUUCAAAUUCUAGUUAUCAAAACGUUCCUUCCAAAGAAAAGCAACCUACAGAACAGGAAAAAGAUGUGUCCUGGUCAGAUAAACCACGUUUUGAUGAUCUUAGUGCACUCCAUGAACCGGCUAUCAUCUUGCCAGAGCCCAAAAAGGAUUCAAGCACCAUUCAGGAUGUGAAUGUACUGGAAGUCCGUGAAGUUCAGGACAUGAAUUCUAAACCCACCUCAAGCAAGGAGAUUCCAUCAAGCACUAUCGAAUCUGGUGUUCAGAAACCUACCACUACUCAUAAUGCUUUGAAGAAAGUCUCAGAAGGUAAUGUUGGCGAGCUUCCAAAACCAUCAGAUUCAAAGGAUGGUUCAACAAAAUUAGAAACUAAUGCAGUGGGUACUACAAAAGAGAUUGCAUCAAGCAAUACAGGAUCAAGUGCUCAAGAAACUACCCCUACUCAAUCUGUUCUGAAGGAAGUCUCUGAACGUAAUGUUAGUGUGCUGCCAAAGCAAUCAAAUUCAAAGGAUGGAUCAGAAAAAGUGGAAACUAUUGCAGUAGGUUCCAAAAACGAGGCUGCAUCAAAUAUUACAGGGUCUGGUGUUCAAGAAGCUAUCACUAGUGAUAUUGCAUUGAAGCAAGUCUCAGAAGGUAAUGUUGGUGAACUGCCAAAGCCAUCAGAUUCAAAGAAUGGAUCAGCAAAAGAAGAAACUAAUGCAGUGGAAUCUAAGAAGCAGAUUUCAUCAAGCAAUACAGGAUCUGGUACUCCAGAAACUAUCACCAUUGAUCCUACUGUGAAGAAAGUUUCAGAAGGUAAUGUGGGUGAGCUGCCAAAACCAUCAAACUCAAAGGAUGGAUUUGCAGAAGUAGGAACUAAUGCAGUGGGUUCUACCAAGGAGAUUGCAUCAAGAAGUACAGGAUCAGAUGUUCAGGAAACCAUCAGCACUCAUACUUCUUUGAAACAAGUCUCAGAAGGUAAUCUUGGUGGGGUACCAAAACAAUCAGAUUCAGAAGAUGGAUCGACAGAAAUAGAAACUAAUGCUGGGGGUUCUAACAAGGAGGUUGCAUCAAGCAAUGCAGGAUCUGGUGUUCAAGGAACUAUCACUACUCAUACAGCUUUGAAGCAAGUCUCAGAAGGAAAUGCUGUUGAGCUACCAAAACCAUCUGAUUCAAAAGAUGAAUCAACAAAAACAGAAACUAAUGUUGUGGGUUCCACCAAGGGGGUUGCAUCAAGCAAUGCAGAAUCUGGAGUUCAAGAAACUAUCACUACUCAUUCGGGUUCGAAGCAAGUUUCACGAAGUAAUGCUGGUGGGCUGUCAAAACCAGCAAAUUCAAAGGAUGAAUCUGAAAAAGAAGGAACUAAUGCAGUGGAUCCUACCAAGGAAAUUGCGUCAACCAUUACAGUAUCUAGUGUUCAUCAAUCUGUCACUACUGAUCCUGCUUUGAAACAAGUCUCAGAAGGCAAUGCUGGUGAGCUACCAAAACCAUCCGAUUCAAAAGAUGGAUCGAAAAAAAUAGAAACUAAUGCCGUGGGUUCCACUAAGGGGGUUGCAUCAAGCAAUGCAGAAUCAGGAGUUCAAGAAACUAUCACUACUCAUUCCGGUUCGAAGCAAGUCUCAGAAGGUAAUGUUGCUGGGCUACCAAAACCAUCAGAUUCAAAGGACGGACAGACAGAAGUAGGAACUAGUGCAGUAGGUUCUACCAAGGAGGUUACAUCAAGCAAUGCAGGAUCUGGUGUUCAAGAAACUAGCACUAUUGAUACAGCUUUGAAACAAGUCUCAGAUGGUAAUGUUAGUGAGCUGCCAAAACCAUCAAACUCAAAAGAUGGAUCAGAAAAUCUAGGAACUAGUGCAGCGGGUUCUUCCAAGGAGAGUUCAUCAGACAAUGUAGGAUCUGGUGUUCAAGAUACUGUCACUACUCAAACUGCUUUGAAACAAGUCUCAGAAAGUAAUCUUGGUGAGCUACCAAAACCGCCAGAUUCAAAAGAUGGAUUGGCAAAAGUAGGAACCAGUGAAGUGGGUUCUACCAAUGAGGUUGCAUCAAGCAGUGCAGGAUCUGGUGUUCAGGAUACUAUAACUACUCAUACUUCUUCAAAACAAGUCUCAGAAGGUGAUCUUUGUGAGCUACCAAAACUGUCAGAUCAAAAAAUUGGAUCAGCCACUGCAGGGGGUUCUACCAAGGACAUUGCAUUAAGCAAUGCAGGUUUGGGUGUUAAUGAAACUUUCACUACUGCUACGGCUUUGAAGCAAGUCUCAGAAGGUAAUGUUAGUGAGCUGCCAAAACCAUCAAACUCAAAGGAGGGGUCUGAAAAACUAGGAACUAGUGCCGUGGAUUCUACCAAGGCCAUUGCAUCAAUCAAUCCAGGAUCUAGUGUUCAUGAAGCUAUCACUACUGAUACUGCCUUGAAACAAGUCUCAAAAGGCAAUGUUGGUGGUGAGCUAUCAAAACCACCAGAUUCAAAGGACGAAUCAACAAAAGUUGGAAGCAAUGCAGUGGGUUCUACAGAGGAGAUUGCUUCAACCAAUGCAGGAUCUGGUGUUCAAGAAACCAUCUCUACUCAUACGGAUUUGAAGCAAGUCCCAGAAGGAAAUCUCUGCGAGCUACCAAAACCAUCAAUUUCAAAGGAUGAAUUGACAAAAGUAGGGACUAAUGCAGUGGGUUGUAGCAACGAGAUUGCAUUAAGAAAUACAGAAUCUGGUGUUCAAGAAACUAUCACUACUCAUACUGCUUUGAACCAAGUCUCAGAAAGUAAUGUGAGUGAGCUUCCAAAACCAUCAAGUUCAAAGGAUGCAUCUGCUGCAACAGUUGGGACUAAUGCAGUGGGUUCUACCAAGGACAUUGCAUCAAGCAAUACAGAAUCUGGUGUCCCUGAAAAUAUCACUAAUACUGCUUUGAAACAUGACUCAAAUGGAAAUGUUGGUGAGAUACCAAAACCAUCAGAUUCAAAGGAUGGAUCAACAAAAGUAGGAACCAGUGCAGUGGGCUCUACCAUGGAGACUGCAUCAAACAAUACAGGAUCUGGUGCUCAAGAAACUAUCACUACUGAUGCUGCUUUGAAGCAAGUGUCAGAAGGUAAUGUUAGCGAGGUGCCAAAAGUCCCAAAACCCUCAAAUUUAAAUGAUGGAUCAACAGAAGUAGGAGCUAGUGCUGCAGGUUCAACCAAGGAGAUUGGAUCAAGCAAUACAAAAUCUGGUGUUCCAGAUGCUAUGACUAAUGUUGGUGAGCUGCCAAAAUCAUCCGAUUUGAAGGAUGGAUCGACAAAAGUAGGAACUAAUGUAGUGGGUUCUACCAAGGACAUUGCAUCAAGCAAUACAGGAUCCGGUGUUCAAGAUACUAUCACUACUCAUACUGCUUUCAAGGAAGUCUCAGACGGUAACGCCGGUGAGCUGCCAAAACCAUCAGAUUCAAAGGAUGGAUCAACAAAAGAAGGAACCAAUGCAGUGGGUUCUACCAAGGAGAUUGCAUCAAGAAAUGUCUCCACUGAUACUGCUUUGAAGCAAGUCUCAGAUGGUAAUUGAGUUGCCAAAACCCUCAAAUGUAGAGGAUGAAUCCAUAAAAGUGGGAACUAAUGCAGUGAGCUCUACGUAGGAAACGAAUUAAACUUAGCCGUCUCCAAUUUCCAAA
Molecule: messenger RNA, 6055 nt
Organism: Prunus avium (sweet cherry)
Lineage: Eukaryota; Viridiplantae; Streptophyta; Magnoliopsida; Rosales; Rosaceae
Source: RefSeq, a predicted model, not a curated record